UCAUGAGCAUCCCCCACCGUCAGCUUCCCUGAAUUCUUCCCUGAAGACUGAGGCAGAAGACACGUGGGAACCUUCAGGGCCAUAUCCUGCUGAGCUGGCUGCCCCCUUCCUCUUCUUGGAGGCCUGGUCACAGGCUCCAGAGCACAGCCUGGCCCAGCGAGAGGCCUGUGAGGGUCAGGGUGGUCCCAAGAGGCUCAAGGGGCCUAUGGCAGAGAGGGCUGGGUGGGGUAUCGUGGGCAGGAAGCGGAAGCGUCAACCCCUAGCUGCAGUUGAGCGCGAGCUCACUUCUCACUCGGUACUGUUGGAGCUAGAGGUGGGCACCCAGCGCUGAGAAGCCUGCGGACCCAUGGACCUGCCCUGUGCCCUCGGGCUUGGGACGCUGCUGGCCCUGCCAGGGGUCCUGGGCUCCGGCGGCGCCAAGGACACGGUGGGCUCCAGCUCUGUCACUGUGGUCCUGCUGCUACUGCUGCUGCUCCUGCUCGCCACUGGCCUGGCCCUGGCCUGGUGCCGCCUCAGCCGGGACUCCGGAGGCUACUACCACCCGGCCCGCCUGGGGGCCGCGCUGUGGGGCCGCACCCGCCGCCUGCUCUGGGCCAGCCCACCAGGCCGCUGGCUCCGGGCCCGGGCGGAGCUGGAGUCACCAGAGGAGGACCCCGAGCGGCAGGAGGAUGAGCAGGACGAGGAAGACUACAGCCUUGACGGUGGUCCCCAGAAGGCCGAGCCCCAGGAAGAGGAGCAGCGGUGCGGAGAGCAGCACAGCCCACAGCACAGCCCCCAGCACGGCCCAGAGCCCGCACAGGAAGCACGUGAGGGUGACGCCGGCGACACUGAAGGGGGCCUGAGCCUGGGCUCCAAGGAGCUGCGAGGCUCAGCAGGCAGCUCCGAGGCCCUGCUGAGCGACCUGCACGCCUUCGCUGGCAGCGCCGCCUGGGACGACAGUGCUGGGGCAGCUGGGGGCAAGGGCCUCCACGUCACCGCCCUGUAGGGGCCAGCCCUGGGGCCACAUCCCCGUCGCUGCGCCUCUGCUUCCCCAGCUGCCGUGACAGGAGUCUGCCUGCCCUGGACCCCACUGUCACAUCCACAGGGAGAGCCUCAGACUGUCACUCGCCCCUCAGGCUUGUCCCCAAGGCCAUGCAGCUCUGCCCCCUCCGGGAAGGGCACUCAUUCCCUGGGGCACUGAGCAGCCCUCUGAAAUAAAGCCCUCCACCCUGUG
Molecule: messenger RNA, 1213 nt
Organism: Myotis davidii
Lineage: Eukaryota; Metazoa; Chordata; Mammalia; Chiroptera; Vespertilionidae
Gene: PTPRCAP
Product: protein tyrosine phosphatase, receptor type C associated protein
Exons: 2
Coding region: 347-985 (212 amino acids)
Cellular component (GO): plasma membrane
Source: RefSeq, a predicted model, not a curated record